AUGGUGAACUGCGCGCCGACGCGUCUCCUCUCCGCGCACGUGUCGCUCUCCCUAUACAACACCAAUCCCGGCGCUCCCGCCAACGCGCCGCCGGUUAAGUACCACCUCUCCGCAGGCACCAUCGCGCUCGCGUUCGUGCACGCGAUCUGCGGGCUGACGUGUCUCGCCGUGCUGUGCGCGUGGCUGGCACACGUCCUUAAAAUCUGGUUCCACACUGUUGUGCCCCUCACCUUCCACCUCCUCCUCACAGCGCUUCUCCCGGCGCUCGGCGCGCUCUUCUUCGCCCUGGCUGCACGUCUCUUCGUGCAGCAGUCCGCGGGAAGCAGCCCUGGGAUCGACUUUGCAGCAGAUGUUCUCCUCGUCGUGUUCAUGGCGCUGCUCCUAGCGGCGUUUUUCACCGGGAUUGGCAGCAUAGACCCGUACAUGUCCGAUCUGGAGCGCGCCGUGCUCUUCUUCGCGGUUCCUGCGGCAGUUGUUUCGCUGCUCGGACUCUCGCUCGUGUCCCUGGACAGCCUCAGCUUCGUUGUAAGCACCUCCGUUACAAGCAGCGCCAGCAGCAGCGCGGCAGUGACCGGAGGCAGCAUGUUGACGUCAUCUCUGCUUCCGGACACUCUCCCAUCGUUCACCGUCGUUAUCUCAGUCAUCCGCCCGCUCCUCUUCUUCCUCCUCGCAGCAGCAGUCGCAGUCAUCACUCUCCUCCUCUUCCUCGCCCUCCUCCUCUCCUGCCUCCAAUGCCUUGCCUCCCGUCGCCCCGGCGCCAACAGCAGCGGCGGGAACAGCGGCAUGAAACGCGUGGGUGGUGGUGGCAGCAGCUAUGCUCUAGACGACAGGGACACAGACGGUCCCUUGGAGAAAUUCUACGUGCAGGCGUGCGCGCUGCUGCUGCUCGCAGGAGCCGUGUCCGUUCUCCUGCGCUGGUGCCUGCCGUUCCGGCCGAGGGCAGAGCGAUCGGUGUACCAGCUGUUUGAUGAGAACGAUGUUAUGGAUGAGGAACUCAGUGAGCUGUAG
Closterium sp. Naga37s-1 is the source of this 1008-nucleotide messenger RNA. The record is from the annotation of a GenBank genome assembly. Lineage: Eukaryota; Viridiplantae; Streptophyta; Zygnematophyceae; Desmidiales; Closteriaceae.